UUAGAAGAAAUUGUGUUUCCCAAAUGAAUUCCAAUGACUAUUUAGAUCAAGACUUAAAAGAAAUAAAAAUCGAAGAAAAAGAAUUAGUGAGUGUGAAAGAGGAGAUUAUUUCUACUGGUAUUGAAGAGUAUGAAACAAAUAAUUACUUGGAGGAAACAGAAAACCAUAUAAAGGAGGAAUUUGAACAUUUACCAGUUAAUGAAUCAGGUGAAAGUCUAGUUAACAGUACAAGUGAAAACAAAAAAAAACGUAAAACCACAUCGAAGUUACAUUAUUUAUGUGAUAUUUGUGGUAAGAAAUUUACCAGAAAGCCUAAUUUAUUGAUUCACAAAAGAAUUCACACGGGAGAAAAGCCAUACUCAUGCACUGAUUGUCAAAAAUUGUUUGCAAGAAAAGAACAUUUAGCACUUCAUAGGAGAGUUCAUACUGGAGAAAAACCUUAUCCAUGUACAGCAUGUGGGAAAUUAUUUAAGAGAAAGUACCAUUUGGAUACCCAUGUUAGAAUUCAUACUGGGGAAAGACCUUAUGUAUGUACUAUUUGUAACAGGGGAUUUACUCAAAAACAAGGUUUAACUCAUCACUUGUUGAUUCACACUGGUGAAAAGAACUUUUCCUGUGAAAUUUGCAAAAAAGACUUUACCUUAAGAAAUGACUUGACACUGCAUCUUCGAACUCAUUCUAAAGAAAAACCAUUUUCUUGUAACAUUUGUGGUAAGGGGUUUAUUAGGAAAGAAAGAUUAAAGGAGCACCUGUUAACCCAUGGUGAUGAUAAGCCAUUUUCUUGUGACAUAUGCGAAAAAAAGUUCUUAAAGAAAGAAUAUUUACAAUUGCAUCUUAGACUUCAUGGUGAGACAAAACCAUUUGUUUGUCAAUUUUGCCAGAAAGCAUUUGUUAGAAGAAGUAUAUUGAAUAAUCACCUUCGUAUCCAUUUGAUGGAUAAGAAAUUUGUAUGUGAAAUUUGCCAAAAAGAAUUUAUUCACAAACAGAAUUUAGAAUCUCACAUGUACCUUCAUUCCGAAAAAAAACCAUUUUCUUGCGAAGUGUGUGGAAAAGGAUUUACUCGUAAGCAUCAUUUCGCUGCCCACUUACUCAUUCACACAGGGGAAAGACCCCACACUUGUCCAGUUUGUCGAAUGCAGUUUACAAGGAGACACAUUUUAAACUCUCAUCUAAGAAAACACACAGGAGAAAGACCUUUUGUUUGUGAAAUUUGUAAAAAAUCUUUUGCCCUAAAGCAAACAUUAACAAGCCAUUACAGGACUCAUUCUGGAGAAAAACCGUUUUCUUGUCAUGUAUGCCAGAAAGGAUACAGCAAAAAAGAAUAUUUAGAAAAUCAUAUAAAAAAAGUUCAUAAAUAACAGGCUGAUAA
Messenger RNA from Agrilus planipennis (emerald ash borer), 1369 nucleotides. RefSeq names its product gastrula zinc finger protein XlCGF57.1-like. Lineage: Eukaryota; Metazoa; Arthropoda; Insecta; Coleoptera; Buprestidae. The record is from RefSeq and is a predicted model, not a curated record. Bases 24 to 1358 code for a protein of 444 amino acids. Gene Ontology annotation, cellular component: nucleus. The transcript has a single exon.